Molecule: messenger RNA, 1261 nt
Organism: Pleuronectes platessa (European plaice)
Lineage: Eukaryota; Metazoa; Chordata; Actinopteri; Pleuronectiformes; Pleuronectidae
Product: dnaJ homolog subfamily B member 13
Exons: 8
Coding region: 152-1090 (312 amino acids)
Cellular component (GO): cytosol
Molecular function (GO): protein-folding chaperone binding
Source: RefSeq, a predicted model, not a curated record
GACAACUGCCGCCAAACACUUUCUGAAGGCUGCCUCCAACAUUGUGGCAACAAAGGCUGCUCCCUCCACAGGCUUUCAUCUAUAGAGGAGGUAUCUCUACAGCUGUCACACUGGCAACUGUGACAGCUGCCUUCAAACAUUUACUUCCACCAUGGAUGAAGAUUACUACAAAACACUUCAGAUAAACAAGAGCGCCAUAGCUGCAGAUAUCAAAAAGGCAUAUCGAUGUCUCGCUUUGAAGUUUCACCCAAACAGCAGCAAAGAAGCAGGAAGCACAGAGAGGUUCAGGCAGCUGGGCGAAGCCUACGAUGUUCUCAGCGACCCUCGGAAAAAGGCAACAUAUGACAGGUUUGGUGAGGAGGGACUAAAGGGUGGGAUUCCACCUGAGUUUGGCAGAGGUGGGGCCUGGUCCUCUAAAUAUGCCUACCACGGGGAUCCAGAAAAAACAUUUAAACAGUUCUUUGGAGGUGACAACCCAUUUGCAGUCUUCUCUGCAAAUGAUGUACCGCUUCAGUUUGUUGGCCUGCAACCAGUCGUGGUGAAGACACAAGACCCCCCUGUAGAGAAAGACCUUGAGUUGUCCCUGGAUGAUCUGUUCCAUGGGUGCACAAAAAAGAUUAAGAUAUAUCGCAAUGUUAUGAAUGAGGGUGGAUCAUCCAAUGUCAAAGACAAGAUCCUCACUAUAGAUGUAAGUCCUGGAUGGAAAGAAGGCACAAGAAUUGUUUUCUCCAAAGAGGGAGAUCAGCUGGGACCCAACAGCAUCCCUGCAGAUAUUGUUUUCAUAGUGCGGCAGAAGAGUCAUCCUCUGUUUGAAAGACAAGAUGAUGACCUGAUCAACGAGACCCAAAUCUCUCUGGAGAUGGCCUUGACUGGCUUCUCUGUGAGUGUGCGAACCAUAGAUGGAAGGCUAAUCAAUAUUCCCAUCAAUGACAUUGUGCACCCUAGAUACAGUAAAGUGGUGCCUGGAGAGGGAAUGCCGCUGUUCCAGGAUCCUUCCCAGAGAGGAGACCUCAUUAUUCACUUUGACAUCCAGUUCCCCGAGAAGCUCUCCGCUGACAGAAAGCAUCUGAUCAAAAAAGCCUUGAGAUAAAUAUCGAUCACAUUUUAGUACACUUGUUUCUAUCCUAUGAUCUAUGAUUAUUGUACUCAGUUUUAUUUCCCUUAUCCAUCAAAGCACAAUUUGUAUUACAUAGCAUUGAUACUUUGAUUAAAUAAACACAAAGGAAGAAACUAAAGGCUAAGAAAUCUGUAAACAUAACAU